This is a messenger RNA of Cladophialophora immunda, 1124 nucleotides long. RefSeq lists its product as uncharacterized. Lineage: Eukaryota; Fungi; Ascomycota; Eurotiomycetes; Chaetothyriales; Herpotrichiellaceae. The record is from RefSeq and is a predicted model, not a curated record. The transcript has a single exon. Bases 52 to 951 code for a protein of 299 amino acids.
CAUAAUUUGGCGAUCAUUGAGUUCGCUUGGAUCGGAUUGUUGGCAGCAACAAUGACGACCCAGGUCAAGUCGUACUUCCUGGCGCCCAACUGGGACUAUCAGAAAGACGGCCCGCUGGCCCUGGGCAACAUCAUCGCCGACCCCAGCGACCCGGUCUUCUCGAAGAAGUCUGCGUUCCCUUUCAACGUCUACGCCCCGCCAGUGCAGCUGCCUCAACUCGCCUUCCCCCUGCCGACCAUCUACAAGAACCCGCCGGAACAAUGGGCCCACGUGGAGUCGGAAAUGCAGGGUGGACGGCUCAAGAUCCUCGGCCAGUUCCUGGCGUCGUGCGGACUCAACGUGGAGGGUGGGGUUUCGCACACCACGCAGCAGGACUACCACUACGGCAUGGAAAGCAUCCAGACGUCGUACUUUGUCCCGGACGACGACUACGUGCGGAAUCGGCUCCGGGAGCCACCGAUCCAGCUGUGGCUCAAAGGCCGGAGCAUGUUCCAGAGCAAGUCCCUCUAUAUGAUCACGGGCGUCAAGAUCGCGCGCGGGCUGGUCCUCUACCGCAAACGGACCAGCCAGAUUGAGGGGGCAGGCGAGAUCUCGUUCGACGCCACCCCGCUCGGGGUUCCAGUCCAGGUCGGCCUGGACGGCGGGUACCAGGCCCAAAGUAGCAGCGCGACAACGUCCUCCUCCUCGACCGACGUUGUCUUCACGUACCAGCUGCGGAAGAUCGCCAUCGACCACGCGGGGACCGUGGCCAACGAGCCGUACAACAAGGGGGCGUUCAUGCUCGUCGGACCCGGCGCGAGCGGGGGGCAGCAGGUCCUGGCGUUCAAGCUGGGCGAUCACGAUGUCACUGCCGAGGACAUCGACCGACAUGGUGACUGCGCGGCUACGCUGGCCGUUGAGCAGGACAUCAUCGACGGCGAGUUAUGCAACGUUUUGUAUGCGAAAUUGUGACCCUGAUCCGGUCCCAGAGUGAAAAUCUGGUUGGGGGUGAUCAACUACAUAGCCACCGGAAAGCUCUGUUAUACAAGAUUGGGGUGGUGCCAGUCGUCUAUCAAAGUAGUGAUUGAUUCUUAUCCUGCGCCACAAAGUAUGCCUUAUGUAUCUUCCCUUGGUAUCUUGAACUG